AUGCUGGAUACGCAAGAAAACGAGCCACAAAUCCCCAAGAUGACACUUUCGGAACUCCGUAGGCACAAGACGCGAAGGUUGACUCCUUCCAAGGGGAAGACUUGCAACCUGACGGAGACCCAGACAACACCGGGCAGAGGGACGGACACAAUGACGGCCGCUCCGGAGCAGGAAACAGACCUUCGUACGUUGGACAAGGAUGAGGCGUCCCUCGAAGCGGGUGAAGACACUCGCGGCCAGGACGAGCCCACCCCAGACACUGUUGACCCGACCACGGCCUGGAAGUUGGAAAUGGCACGAUUCUUCCAGCAAAUGCGUCAAGAAUGGCAGCAACCGAAGCGGGACCGGAUAUGCGGACCUUCCUGA
Molecule: messenger RNA, 366 nt
Organism: Eimeria mitis
Lineage: Eukaryota; Apicomplexa; Conoidasida; Eucoccidiorida; Eimeriidae
Exons: 2
Coding region: 1-366 (121 amino acids)
Source: RefSeq, a predicted model, not a curated record